UCUUGCAGCUUUCUAAGGGGCGAGGCGGGGGUGGGGGGCGGGGACGAGAGACCCAUUAAUGUCUGCGAAGCACCAGCAGUGUGCAUGCUUUAGUCAACGAAUCGGGGUUUUACCUGUGAUCCUAAAAGCACGUUAGCUUCAGCCUGAAAGGGGUCGGCGCGGGGGAGAGGGAGGCUCUAGAUGCACUCGGUGAAUUGUUGGGACUAAUAAUUAGGGAUCUCAGGAGAACCGUUUCUCAGAACAACCUGCCCCUUUUUGGAGGGAAGGAGUGGAGACAGUGGUUCAGUCUGCUGAUGGGUUUUUUUAAGCCCUCCUCGCCGUUUGACGGACAUUCCCAGUGCUUUUGUGCGCGCCGCUGAAAGCUUUGACGUGGAAAGAAGCAGCGGAGGUGGGGUGGGGGAAUUGCAGUUCCUCUAAAAAUACCGAGGGCAUGCCGGAGUGUGAGCAGGCGGAGGUGAGAGUACCUCGCACCAUGUUGUCUGGGUGCCCGCUGGGUGCAGUUUGGGAAACGUUUCUCCUGUGAAUGGACGCACCAUGAGCAUUUGGGAAGUGAUCCUGGCUUUCCUGGUUGUGGUCCUGAUCCUCGUGUCAUUGCUGUCCAACGUGUUGGUGCUGAUCUGCUUCUUGUACAGCGCCGACAUCCGCAAGCAGGUCCCGGGAUUGUUUAUCCUCAACCUGACCUUCUCCAACUUGUUGAUGACCGUCUUGAACAUGCCCCUGACCCUGGCUGGGAUCAUUUACAAGAAUCAACCGGGGGGAGAUCGGUUUUGCCACACGGUGGGAUUCCUGGAGACUUUCUUGACCACGAACUCCAUGCUAAGCAUGGCAGCGCUGAGCAUAGACAGAUGGAUAGCUGUGGUCUUCCCUCUCAGUUACCAUUCCAAAAUGCGUUACAAAGAUGCUGCUCUGAUACUGAGCUACACGUGGCUACACUCUGUGUCCUUCCCCAUAGUGGCAGCUUCUCUCUCCUGGGUGGGUUUCCAUCACCUUUAUGCCUCCUGCACCCUGUGGAACAAGAAAUCAGAGGAGAGGACACAGUUUGGGAUUUUCACUGGGAUCUUUCACAUCCUCAGCUUCCUCCUCUCCCUCAUAGUGUUGUGUUUCACCUAUCUAAAAGUGCUGAAGGUGGCACGGUUUCACUGUAAAAGGAUUGACGUGAUUACUAUGCAGACACUGGUGCUGCUGGUGGACAUCCAUCCCAGUGUACGAGAGCGUUGUCUAGAAGAACAAAAGAGACGGAGGCAACGAGCAACGAAGAAAAUCAGUACCUUUAUUGGUACUUUUAUACUUUGUUUUGCACCUUAUGUAAUUACAAGACUGGUAGAAUUAUCAUCUGUAGUCCCCAUCAAUUCUCACUGGGGAGUCAUUUCCAAGUGCUUGGCUUACAGCAAAGCUGUUUCAGACCCUUUUGUGUACUCUUUAUUACGACACCAGUACAAGAAGACAUGGAAGGACAUAAUAAACAAGAUUCUUAAAAGAAGCUCCAUAAAUUCCUCAGCCCUCACAAGCGAAUCGCACAAUCAGAAUAUAUUGCAAAUGACUGAAUGAGGAAGCUGGCACAGAAUCUCCACGAAAGAUGGAAGAAUACAAAGGGGUUGGGGGAGAGUAACAUGUAGCUAUCAUUAACUAGCAAUGGUCAUGAAUGUUAUUCACUGAAGCUCACAGUCUAGCUUGCACCUCAUCAGCAGCCCAUGUAACAACUUUCAGAGUGAAGCUGGCUGCUUCAUAUGUCCUUCUUUUCACAUGAAGUGUUGUAAUUUAUACCUGAACCUGCCGGCUCUCCAAAAACAAAUACCCCAUUGACUUCAAUGCAGGGUGAUGCACCCAUAACAGGUCAAACCCUGUCCUUAUCUGAGGGAGCCAUAGAAGUGGCAGGAGCAAAACAUUGCAGGGUCCAUUUUAAAAUGACUCUAAAAAGCUGCAGUGUGCAUCCCUGGCUUGCACAUGUUGCUGGCUCUAUAUGAUGCUCCACCUGAUCCCCCUUGCUAGAACUACAGAAUGACUCUAACCUGGCUGCUUGAGUAGGUUCCUAUUGAAAAUCUUGUUAAAGCUUAAUAGAAAAUUAUCUGUCUGUUUACCUAUAUAGCCCCUUUGCUGUAGUAUCUGAGGUCCUUUUUCUAUAUGCUUUUUUGAACUAUCCUGUAGAACUGAAUAGAGAAUGAUGUCUUCUAUAGAAUGCUAGAGGAUGGCUCAGUUAAGGCCAUCAUUCCUUAUUUAAUCCUGUAGGUCCUCAGAGUAAUUUCUAUAGAACCUUCUUGGUUUCCUUCCCAAGAAAUUCUAGAGGACUUUUCCAAAGGGUAUACAGGGAUAAGAGGUCAGGAUACUUAUGUCCCUUUCCCCCAACUCCCUUUCCUACAUGUCUGAACUGUAUAGGGAUAUGGAAGAUUUUACCCAAUGACUUCAGGACUGGACUCAUUUCCCAGAAAGUUUUUAGAGUGUCUAAUUAUUUUCUUCACUGAAACUUUAUUAAUCAUGAAAAGCUUUAAAUUGUUAUAGUUUUGAUGGUUAAUUGUUUUUGGGGAGAAGUAGGAGGUUGUUUGAAGUAGAGAUAGGCCCAAAACUGAAAUGGAUUUAGCCAAAUAUCAUGGAUCCAAUUCUACCUAAUUUGCGGUCCAAACUCUGGAUCAAGAUCGGAACUUCCCAAAUUUCAGGGUAUUAGAUUUAGCCCCUUAUAGAGCUGGAUUCAAUCUGCAGACUUCAGUCUGAACCCAGAUUUGAAUCUAAUCCCAUUUCUCUUUUAGAGGUAUGUUUCUUCUCAGUCUUUUAUUAAUGAACAGCUCUGUCAUUAGCAAUCACUGCAUUUUCAAUUCAGUCAGCUGUUAAUGCAGAUAUGCAAAUUGGCAAAACAUUCAGACAAAAUUAAGAUAAUCCUGUGUACAAUAUUUCUAUGGGGACUUCAUUCUGUAUGUUACAUUUGGUUCAGUACUUAGCAUGAGAAUCAUAGUUCAGGGCAACACAAUUCCGUUUUGUAAGUAUUAUUCAGUUGACUUUAUCCUUUAAUUAUAACAGUCAGUAGAUGACUUCAUAAUUAAGUGACACAUACAUAUCUGACCCUGAAACCAUCAUCCAGCCAUUCAUUCAGAAUUAUAUUCAUUGAUCAUUUUGAAUCUUAUCAGCUUUUCAGCAAUUGUCCUUUUGAUUCAAUGAAAAUCAAGGUGACAUAAGAUUAUUUCUGUACAUUCCAAAUGUUUUGCCAGUUAACUGAUAUGUAAAAAACAAAAACAAGAACAAUGAUCAAUCAAUCCUCAUUUUUGAUACUGUAAUUUUAAAGUUAAUUGGUAGCACAUGAUGUCCUCAUUAUGACACAAGAUUAAUUUUAAGUCAAGCACAGUUGGUUUCAAAAACUUAACAUGGUAUAUAUGUUUGUUAAAUAUAUCAAAAAGAUUUUUAUAAACUCACUCUUUGUGCCAGUAACCAAAGUGUUCUGAUACUGAGAUAAUACUUCUUGGUGGAUUUUAGUCAAUUUUUCUGAUAAAGAGACAAAAUUCUGCCUCAGAUCUGCACACUUAUCUCCAGAAAGUGAUUUACAGUUCAGAAACUUAAUACAAAGGCAUAAUUACAUCACAACAAAAAUUGUCAAGAAAUAGAUUUGGAUAGUGUUCAGUCUAAAGUAGUCUGCUCCACAAAACCAGCUGAAUGUUUUGGUGAUGGUAUGAUUGCAGAUUUGUGCCCAGAAUACACCUGGAAUUGAAUGAAUAUAGUGAGAUACCGUCAUUCAUAUGACUGACGUCUCUCUACGAUUGGCAUCUUCCAAUAAUGGUUCAAGUCCUUGAUGAGAUUGAAAUUGUUUUGCUCUGUUCAUAUUCUGCAGAUAAAUAUGAAACUGAGGGCCAUAUUGAGCUGAUGAGGCCCUCUGCACUGGAGGUCUCAAAUUCAUUCUUGGAGUAAGGUAGGCAAUGGUACUGCUCUCCCUUAUAUUUCUGCUAUGUGAGGGGAACUUUAUUCCUAUCUAUUGGCUCCAUUAGCAGAGGCUGAUAGGCUAAAGGUAUUGUCCCAGGUGGUAUGGCCAUACACAUUUACCAAGCAGCUUUGUCCACUUUUUGGAAACACUGGUCCCUUACAGCUGUCCCACCCAGACAAGGGAGGUUCUAGCUGCUUUCUUCAAUCUCCUGCAUCUUGGAAGAAUGUCUAUUGUUGAAGCUUUAGCAAAAGCCUGAUCCAAAGCCCAUUGAAGUCAAUGGGAAUCUUUUCACUAAUUCCAAUUGGUCUUGGAUCAGGCCCCAUGUAUCCAUGUGGGUAUUUGCCUGCAAAGAACCAUGGUGAAUUUAGCCAUUGCUCUAUAAAGGUCUCUCUUCUAUAGUGAAAUGUACAUAAACAAACAUUCACAUACUUUAAAAAUGAAAUAUUAAACAAGGGAGAUAUUUAUUUACAGUGUAGCUAUCAAUUCUCAUGUUAACUAUUAAUAGUAGUCAAAUCAAUUGUAUCACUACAUAAAAAGUUAGGUUUCAGAGUAGCAGCCAUGUUAGUCUGUAUUCGCAAAAAGAAAAGGAGUACUUGUGGCACCUUAGAAACUAACAAAUUUAUUUGAGCAGAAGCUUUCAUGAACUACAGCUCACUUCAUCGGAUGUUAGGGAAUUUAAAUAAAUUUCCUCUGAUCCAACACCCCAAGUUUAGCCCCUUCCCCCCAAAUUAAAUUGUCUACCUCAUCUUAAUAAUUUGUUUUUUCUGGCUUAACAUGAUUUUCUCAGUUGAAAUAAGUAGAAACAUCCUGUUCAAUAUUUCUUUCUUAAGGACUUAUUUUAAUGGCCUGAUUGUAUUUCUGACAAGAGUUGGGGAGAAUGACUAACGGCUGAUAGUCAGUUUAAAAAUUGUAAAGGGCAUAAUAUAGAUAAUUGUAUGUUCCACAGUGAUCACAUUUGUUUAAGUAAAUUGCAACUCGCUGUCUUAAGGCCUGUUCCUGUUGUUAGUCUGUGCAUGGGAUUGCUAUUGAAGUCAAUAGGAGGUUUGCAUGCAGAACCACCAUAGGACUGGUUAAAUAUUCAAUACUGUCCCCAUAGAGAUUAACUUUUUAAAAAGAGCAAUCAUUCAAAAAGAGUGAGAUGACUUCCGAGCCAACUUUUACUAGAACUAUUAAGGUGGCUAGUAAAAGAUGGAGAAGAAUAUAGACAGGUUUGUUUUAUUACAACUGUCACACUCAGUCCUUGGUUGAUUCAUGUGUCAUCAUGAGCAAUAAAUCUCUCCCCCUUUAUGUUGAGUAGCAAUUUAUCUUUCUUUCAUGGUGCCUUUCUUCUACAAUUAACCUUAUAAGAGAAGCAAAUUUAAUUUUCUCAUACUUGCAUUUUUUUAAACUUGAUACAGAUAUCUGACACAUUACCAUAUUUCUAGCACAGGAUACAAGCUAGAGCUAUAAAUGCUGGUGCUCAAUAAACUGAUUCAAUAUAGAAAAUAAAAGUAAUAUCUGAACAUUUUGCUGAUAUUUUAUAAGAUGCUAGAAAUAUGAUUCAGUGGCUCAUUAAGUUCUAGAUAUUAAGAGAAAUUCUUGUAGGCAAUGGGCAAAGUUUUCUAAAAUAUGUGCCUGAGUGAUGAAUGUACAUGCAAGUUACUAUGUGUCUAUUAUCACAUACACUAUAUGAUACUUUCGCUCCAGUGAGUUAGAAUAAUGAUGGCAAAUGGAAUGCACAAUACUUUAUCUCUCACCAUGAAGCAGAAUUGCAGUCUUCCUGUUGGAAGCGCAACUGUGUAUGUAAGUUUUAUGUACAGUUAUUAUUUUAAACUAUAUAAAUAUUUUUUUUAAAGUGUGCAUAAAAUGUGCUCAGUAAACCUUGUAUUACAUCUACAAAAGUUGCAUAACUGCCUUUACAAUAUACAGUUUGCUUUUUAAAUUCGCAAUUCAAUAUUCUAUAUCCAUUUUCCACAUGCAUGUCCAAUUACCUAUCUUCCCAUGUGCAACUCUGUGUUUUGCAGACAGAACUUGGGUGGCUAUUUAUGAAAAUUUAGCCCAAUAUGGUAUGUAACCUUUUAAAAGCAUGAGCUUCUUUUAUGUUCAUUGUCCUUUGACGGACACUUAUAGCAUAUAAAUGGGUGUAUUUGGGUUAAUAAUGCGAAAAACAAUAAGAGAUUGAAACUGACCAUUCCAGUGAAUAAAAAGACCAGAUCUUCAGCUGGCAUAACCAUCAUCAUAUUUUUAUUCAUUUCCAUAGAGCUAUGCUGAUUUAUAUCAGGUAAGGAUCUGGCCCUGUUUAUGAUUGGUUAGAUAUUAUUUAACCCAACCAUAAAAUUUCUUGUGGACAGAUUUUUAAAGGUGUUUAGGUGCUGAAAAAUUCAGAUAGACACCUAGUGGCAUUUCCAGAAGUUUCUAGGCACCUAAUUCCAUUGAUAAGUAUCUAGGUUCUUCUGAAAAUCCCACUAGGUAUCUAUCUGCAUCUUUAAGGUCUAAAUACUUUAAAAAAAUCUGGCCCUAGGUAUGUAGGGUCUGUUUCUGGGCCCACAGAGUAAAAUGAGAAAGGUUCCUCUAAUUUCAGUGGUCCCAGAUCAGACCUGCUAUGAGAGGCUGCAGUUCCCAACUUUUUUGGAACUAGAUAUUAAAAAAAGUUCUCUGAAAGUGAUCCUUCCUGGCAGUGCUCCCAAUAUCUGCAAUAGGACAGUGUCACCUCGUCUCCCUAUUGAAACCUGGAAGAGGUCAUUCACAACCCACUCCUCAACCCUCAAAAGAUUGUCUAAUAGUAAAUGUAGGAGGUCCUGACCUGAAUAUCCAUCUAGUGAAGAGUACAUGGAGAAGACACAGGCUGUGUAAACAGUAUUGAUUCAAGUCCAUAGAAUAUUUAUAUAAAGGGAGUUUGGGAGGACCCAAGUGGCCCAUGUUUUCAGGUGAGUUUAAGUUUCCACCAAAACUAUUCUCACAUGCCAAACCAAGCCCUCUUUUGAGGAUCAGAAACAUUUUGGUCUUGUGAGAAUCUGUUCUCCAGAGAUUUUCAGACUAAUUCUUUAAACCCAAGUGGCUAGGACAGUCUGAUUAAACAGCCAAACAUUUAUCUAAAACUCAACCUCCAAACUCUUGUUGUUCCUCCCACUAAUUUACUACACAAGUUUUAAGUAUGACAAGCAUCCAAGGUUUUGAAUAUCUAGUCCUAUACACUUUCAACUUGCAUAAUGCGUGUAUUGAACACAACUUCUUGGAGGUUGUUUGCUGCCCACUCAGUACUGGAAUCAUCAGCCAAAAUUAAAUUCAGAUAAUCUAACAAAACUUUUGAAAAAAAGCUAGAGACUCCAUUCACCCCACCAUCACUAUUACUGAGCAUGUAAUACAAUACAAAAGCUCAAGUAAGGCCCUGAUUCUUGAAAUACUUAUGCAUGUAUUUUAAUAGGGACUAGCCAUGUGCUUAAGUGUUUGCAAAAUCAAGGCCUACAUCUUUAGCAAUCUCUCCAAUACUCAGACCCAUAGGAGUGAGCUAAGGAUAAAGUGUUAGCCUUAAUUCUUUUUUAAAUUACUUUUUAUGGUUUAUGUCAGGCCACUGAUGAUAUUUUUAGUCCUUGUGUGUGAACUUUUGAUUAAAAUCUACUGCUAAAAAAAGAAAGAUGUCCCUCAAGGAGAUGUAUAAGAGUUCACAUGGUAGAAAGAGCUGUUAAGGUCUGUACAAAAUGUUUACUACUGGCCUCCAAAGUCAUUGUUGUGUAUCAUUUAAAUAUGUAUUUAGGGUUUACUUUUUCUAAAUGAGGCAUAUUGAUUUAACAAACUGCUAAUGGUUGUUAUGGUUUAUCAUAUAUAUCUAUAUUUAUAAUGAAGAUGAUUGGCUGGAUAGACUAAUUGCACUGUCAAGAAUGUGUGUAUUGAAAAGCGAAUACAUGGUUGGUAAUAUAUCAUGUGUACUACACCAUACAUGUGCAGUAAUUCUGUGUAGUAAAAAUAUGAAACUUUGUUUAAGAAGUGUUAUCGCACAUGGUUUCAAUGUACCCAAAAGGCACAAGUCCACAUAAUUGACUAAUGCUCUACAGAAGCUGUAUUUGAAAAAAAUGUUAAUGUUGUAAUUAUUGUUAAAUGCUGGAAAACUAUCUUCCAGUUAUUUGUAUACUUAGAGCUUAAAAAAAUCCGGCAUUUUUAAAAAUAAUAUGAAUACUAGAAAACCACCAACCACUUCUUUGGUUUCAGCCCAGUCAGAAUUCCUAGAGAAAAACUAAAAUAGUGCUUUACAAGGAAAAUGCAAACACAACCCUAAUAAUAAGAAUACUAACAUAGAGCCUGAUUCUGUUUACACUACAGAUAGUCCCAUUACUUUAAUUGCUUUGCUCUUAUGGAUCCUGAUCCAAAGCCCAUUGAAGUCAAUUUAAAGACUCCUGUUGCUUUCAAUGGUCUUUGUAUCAGGUUCUUAUAGAGCUUUCUUAUCUUCAGAUCUCAAAGCUUUUUACAAAGUAUUAUUAUCCUUGCUUUGCAGAUGUGAUAACUGAGGCCCAGGGAUGUUAAACUGUGAAAGGAUCCAGAGCAAUGGAUGGUCACUUGUUACAAAACAAAAUUAAGUGAUUUGCCCAAGGUUACACAGCAGAUCAGUGGCAGUGGCAGAAACAGAACCCAGGUAUGCUAACUCCCAACCCCAAGCUCAUCCCAGUAAACCUUCUAACCAGAAAGUGUGAAAAUGGAGCUGCUAUACUAAAGAGAAUCAAGGGGGCUUCCCCAGAGCAGAUAUUUGAAAAUUCAGUAUCACAAAUUGCCUUGGAAAAGAGAAAUAUAUAACUAAAAGGUGCCUUGAUUUACCUUUAUUUAGAUACAGGGCAUUUUUCUAAAUAUCAGAUUUUUUCCACUAUGUUUUUAUUUUCUUAAGAUCAUUUUAGAAAACAAAAUCUCAUAGACUUGGCAGUCACUAGUGAAUCACUUCUGAAUUCUUAAAGGAAUGUAACAUAUUGCCAAUGUUUCCAGAUGCAGUUCAGUAAAAAAAAAUUUUUCCUCAGGAUUAGAUUUUUUGCCAAACAAUCAUCAACAAUGAUUAUGGGACCGAUCAGACAAACCCUUACGUAAGACCCAGUGGGACUACUUGGAUGCAUAAGAUUCAGCCACUUGACUAAAGGUUUGAAGGACCGGGCCUUUAUGUUUCAAUAAAUAUAAAAGAUGAUUAUUUCCAUGUCUACUGGUACCUAGCAAGUUUGAUGUAAGUUAGUUCUGAAAUACAGUUAACAGCUACUGUACCUGUAGAAUAUAUUGACUACUUCAGCAUUAAAAUGUGCCAUAUCAUUUAAAUUUAUAUUUGGACUUCUUUAAACUCCUUUUUCAUCAAUAAUACUGUGUGUUUAUAGGGACUAUUUAUUCAGAAAAAUAGCUAAAUAAAUAAAAUAUUUCUAAAUUUCACUGAGAAAAUUUACAUCAAUAUAAAUGUCGAGCGACAAAACAGAACAAGACUGCUAGGUACAUAAGAACACCAAUUUUCCCGGUAGGCUAAAUGAUGUACUCCUUUUUUCAUUUUGUCCUAUUUAUGUUUCAGAUGUACUGAAUCAUUUGUGUAAAGACAGAUUGACAGACAUCCUAACUCUGUUACAAUAAUACCUUGAAUUAAAAAAAAAAAGAUUAAAGAGCAAUGUAAUUAACUUACUUACAUAUUUUUGAACAAGAGGCCUCUGCUGUCUGUUCUGUUCACAGCGGCUUGUGCUUUGUGAAUACAUAUCAAAUGUUGUAAUAUAUUUUUAUUAUCUAGAGUUAAUUGUUAAUGCAGAAAAAUAUAUAUAGAUAUUGUGAUUUUGUUACUGUUAUAAAAUGUGAUUCUAUUAUUAAAUGAACUUGUGCGAGCAAUUUUGUAUAUAAAAGUUU
Messenger RNA from Dermochelys coriacea (leatherback sea turtle), 9730 nucleotides. It is a transcript of the gene GPR26, whose product is annotated as G protein-coupled receptor 26. Gene Ontology annotation, cellular component: membrane. The transcript is spliced from 3 exons. Gene Ontology annotation, molecular function: G protein-coupled receptor activity. The record is from RefSeq and is a predicted model, not a curated record. Bases 535 to 1548 code for a protein of 337 amino acids. Gene Ontology annotation, biological process: adenylate cyclase-activating G protein-coupled receptor signaling pathway. NCBI's taxonomy places the organism in Eukaryota, Metazoa, Chordata, Testudines, Dermochelyidae.